Messenger RNA from Maylandia zebra (zebra mbuna), 2389 nucleotides. RefSeq names its product tektin 3 (gene tekt3). Gene Ontology annotation, biological process: cilium assembly; cilium movement involved in cell motility. Gene Ontology annotation, cellular component: microtubule cytoskeleton; nucleus; sperm flagellum. NCBI's taxonomy places the organism in Eukaryota, Metazoa, Chordata, Actinopteri, Cichliformes, Cichlidae. The record is from RefSeq and is a predicted model, not a curated record.
UGUAUUUUGAAUGUUUAUCUUGUUUAAUGAAGAAAGAAGAGAACAGGCAGAAUGUGGAGAGCUGUAAGUUAUCAGUGAAUUAAAAAAAAAAUCACAGUUCAUGGUGCUGAGGGUUUAUAAUAUAGGCAUCUAUUUGCUGUGUUGUUUUCACUGCAUUUUACUUUUCCACUUUAACUGUGUUCCUGAUAAGCUGUGCCUGUAUUGGUUGAAAAGUGGACUGGAACUUUGUAAAGUCACAGGAGGUCAGUAGGAUUUUAUAAAGAAAUCUAAUAAGAAGAAACAUUACAAACACCAAAGUUACAUCUGUCCUGUGGACACAUUUUGUAACACUGGUGCAUUUACUAGUCCAAAGAAAAGCACCUGGUCACUAUUAAUCUGAAAAUCCUUGGCACAGUGUUGCAGUAACCCAUGGCAACUGCUUCUGUGUCAACAGAAAUCUUGAACAAGGCCAGCUGCUGCUGUCCAGGACUGUGCAACACCAUUGGUUGGCUGAAUGAAUGACUUGCUAACUUUUCUAUUAUGCAUGCCAGUUUACCUUUAGUGCGUUCUUGAGCUCAUUCUCAGGUAAACAGAGCUGAGAGGCAGCUGGUCACAAGACACUGUCGAGCAACUGACAAGCGUUCAUCUUGGCUUCGAAAAAUGGAGUUGAUUGGAUCCACUCUGACAGCAACAUACGCUCGGCCAAAAAGCAGCCACUUUCUCCCUGCCAUCUCCACUAUGGCAUCCAGCUAUCGAAACCCCCAGGCAGCCCUGGUCAUGAAUCCCAAUGCCAGUCUGUGGAGGACAAACAGCUAUUACAAGAGCAACAGCACUAUCCCAUCCCCUUCCAUACAACGAGAGAAUUUAGAUUUGGUUCGUGCCAAGACGGUGUUGUACCCAUCCAACAGGAGUGCGCUGACCACCCGCUACACUCCAGAUGACUGGUACAAGUCCAACCACAACAACUACAGGGAAUCCGAGUCUUCCCGGAAAAGCGCAGAGAGACUAAGAAGAGACACCAUCAGGCUGAUGCAGGAUAAAGAGCAACUUACCAGACGAACCCAGGAGAAUACCAGCAAGAACAUAGGAGAAAGGCUCAAUGACAUUGUCUUUUGGAAGUCUGAGCUGAGCCAUGAGAUCGACAACAUGGUGACAGAGAUAGCAGCUCUUAAUGAGGUCAAAAGGAGGCUAGAGAGAGCCUUGGCAGAGACUGAAGGGCCCCUUCAGGUGUCUCAAGAGUGUCUGUACCACAGAGAGCGGCGGAUGUCCAUUGACCUGGUACACGAUGACGUAGAGAAAGACCUCAUAAAGGAGGUAGAAGUUAUAAAGUCAUGUCAGGAAAGGAUGAGGCGACAUCUGGACAGAGCCAUUGCUCAGCUAGCGUCAAACCGAGCAGCUCAACAUGAGUUGGAACGAGAUCUGAGUGACAAACUGACAGCGCAGAGGAUAGAUCAAAGGUGUCACCAUUUAAGGAACACAUCGGAUGGUAUUGGCUAUUACAGAGGAAUUGACAGACUAGACCCUUCAAUCUCUCUGCCUGACUCGUGGUCCAAGUUUACAGAUGACAACAUCCUGCAUUCCCAAAGUGAGCGAGCUGCCUCCCACAAGCUCAGGGAUGAGAUAGAAAUCCUGCUGAACGCCACUUCCAAUGAAAUGUGGAACCAGUUCAACAAUGUCAACGUAGCCUUCACCAACCGCAUAUCAGAAACCGGUGAUGCCAAGAACAGCUUGCAAACACACCUGGCUAAGACUCUACAAGAGAUCUUUCAGACUGAGAUGCUAAUUGAGUCAAUAAAGAAGGCUCUCAGAGAUAAAGAGUCCCCAUUAAAAGUGGCCCAAACGAGGCUGGAGGAGAGGAUCCGCAGACCCAACAUAGAGCUCUGCAGGGACAAUCCACACCACAGACUUGUGAGUGAGGUGAGAGAGAUCGAGGACACUAUUCGGAAACUUCAAGAGAGGCUGAUGGAGGCCGAGAACACUCUGCAGACUUUGGUGAAGACCAAAGUAUCCCUGGAACAUGACCUAUCUGUCAAAGCCAAUUCACUUUUCCUGGACCAGGAGAAGUGCAUGAGUAUGCGCAAGAGCUUUCCUAGCAUGCCCCGUCUGGUGGGCUACACCUAAAACCAAGUCUUAAAAGGAGGACCAUUGGAAGACCAAUGGAGUUAUUGUUUCUGUAGGUUUGGAGUGGUUUAAAUGAAGGUGUGGAUGACCUAAAUGUAAACACGAUGACUUUAAAAGCAGAUAUGCAGCAGUUUAUAAAAAGAAAUAAGCAAAAGAAUCAUAUGCAAAGGCAAAAACUUGAUAUCUACAGUUAAAUACAAUUACACAUAUGUUAUGCUACUAAUGUACUAAAUGGCAGAAACUUGUGUUCACACUUGCAACCUAUAUAUUAAAACCUUUAACAGAACUA